Molecule: messenger RNA, 990 nt
Organism: Ramularia collo-cygni
Lineage: Eukaryota; Fungi; Ascomycota; Dothideomycetes; Mycosphaerellales; Mycosphaerellaceae
Product: related to nuclease S1 precursor
Exons: 1
Coding region: 1-990 (329 amino acids)
Biological process (GO): DNA catabolic process
Molecular function (GO): endonuclease activity; nucleic acid binding
Source: RefSeq, a predicted model, not a curated record
AUGUUCUCAUCUGUGAUCGUUGCGCUCCUAGCGGCACAUGGAGUCGACGCCUGGGGAUCACUCGGACAUCAAACGAUAGCGUACAUUGCCACUUCCUUUGUCGCUCCAGAGACCCAGCAAUGGGCACAAGAUAUUUUGAAUGAUACCACGAGCUCAUACCUGGCCAAUGUUGCCACAUGGGCCGAUUCAUACCGCUACACCGCGGAAGGAGCAUUCAGCGCCCCAUUCCACUACAUCGAUGCCAAUGAUGACCCGCCGCACAGCUGCAAUGUGGAUUUUGAUCGCGACUGUGGAACCUCGGGCUGCCUUGUUUCUGCCAUUGCCAACUACACCACACGCGUCCAAGCAACAAAAUCUUUGAGUCGUACUCAGGUCAACUACGCGCUUCGUUGGAUCGUGCACUUUGUGGGAGACAUCACUCAGCCGCUUCAUGACGAGGCGUUCGAGAUUGGCGGUAAUGGCGUCAAUGUCACUUUUGCUGGCAAGCGUACCAAUCUACAUGCCACUUGGGACACAAGCAUUCCCGAACAGCUCGAAGGCGGAUAUGGUCUUGCUGUUGCGAAGAAGUGGGCUGCCAAUCUUACCACGGAGAUCACAAGYGGCUGUUAUGCAAAUCAGAAGUCAAGCUGGGUUGCUGGGCUAGACAUUGACGAUGCAAAAGCAACUUCCUUGGGGUGGGCAACGGAUGCGAACCAAUACGUUUGCUCGACCGUGAUGCCUAAUGGAGCAGACGUGCUUCGAAGCGGUGACUUGUACCCACAAUACUACAACAGUGCUGUUGAUACCGUGGAGCUGCAGAUUGCCAAGGGAGGAUAUCGACUCGCCAAGUACCUAGAUGCUAUUGCGGCGGCGAAGGACAUUUCCAAGCGAGAGCUACGCUUUGUGAUGCCGCGGGAAGAUCUCAGUGGAGAGUACCUUUUACCUGGUGGUGAGAUGACUCCGGCUCAGUUAAGGAGAGCGGCUGUUGGCGGGUACAACUGCAAGCACUGA